Leptonychotes weddellii (Weddell seal) is the source of this 1027-nucleotide messenger RNA. NCBI's taxonomy places the organism in Eukaryota, Metazoa, Chordata, Mammalia, Carnivora, Phocidae. The record is from RefSeq and is a predicted model, not a curated record.
UCCGCUCCCCGUUCCCCCCCGCCAGCCGCGCGCAGGCGCGGACCGUCCGCACGCAUUCUACGUAACGGAUGGCGGAGACUACGUGAAGAGUGGCUCAGCGUGAUUGAUCUACCUGAUCCGGCUGUGUCCUAGAGGGAUCGGGGGCAGUAAAAUCGCGGUGAUCGCUCAGGUGGCAGUCGGGCCGAGAAGCGGCGGCCGCAGGAGCGCUGGGCCGGUUUCUAGCCGCAGUACAGGUGCAAUGAAAGCCUUCCUUGCUUUCUGUAUUGUCCUUUUGGUGUUCGGGAGGGUCUCUGAAGCCAAGUUUGAUGAUUUUGAGGAUGAGGAAGACAUAGUAGAAUACGAUGAUAAUGACUUUGCUGAAUUUGAGGAUGUCACAGAAGAUUCUGUUACUGAAUCUCCUCAACGGGUGAUAACAACUGAAGAUGAUGAAGACGAGACCACUGUGGAGUUAGAAGGGCAGGAUGAAAACCAAGAAGGAGAUUUUGAAGAUGCAGAUACCCAGGAGGGAGAUACAGAGAGUGAGCCAUAUGAUGAUGAAGAAUUUGAAGGUUAUGAAGACAAACCAGAUACUUCUUCUAGCAAAAAUAAAGACCCAAUAACAAUUGUUGAUGUUCCUGCACACCUCCAGAACAGUUGGGAGAGUUAUUAUCUAGAAAUUUUGAUGGUGACUGGUCUGCUCGCCUACAUCAUGAAUUAUAUCAUUGGGAAGAAUAAAAACAGCCGCCUUGCUCAAGCCUGGUUUAACACUCAUAGAGAGCUUUUGGAGAGCAACUUUACCUUAGUAGGGGAUGAUGGAACUAACAAAGAAGCCACAAGCACAGGAAAGCUGAACCAGGAGAAUGAGCAUAUCUACAACCUGUGGUGUUCUGGCCGAGUGUGCUGUGAAGGGAUGCUUAUCCAGCUGAGGUUCCUCAAGAGACAAGACUUACUGAAUGUCCUGGCCCGGAUGAUGAGACCAGUGAGUGAUCAAGUGGUAUGUAUUCUUCCUGCUGGUUUUCUCUGUACAGACUGAAUUCUUAACUUCUUA